AUGGGUGGCGAACAAGUAUGUAUGAUUCGAAAACCAGGCAUUACUACCACAAUGAAGAGCAUGAUCUCUUAUGGAGAUUCUAACGCUAAAUUUCUUGAAACAGUCGGAUGGGGAAUUGAUAGCGAAAAUCAGCCAAUUCUAGACAAAUCUAGUCACAUAUUCAGUGGAAAACUACCGCUAAAAUAUUUAAUGGGGUUCGCUGAGGAUUAUAAUAAAGGUAUAUUGAAUGUGAAACAGGAGCUGAUACUCAUCAUAGCUCGAUCAUUCAAAAACUGCUAUAUAGGAGAAGUUGAUGCCAGUGUGGAGAUUAACAAAAUCGAAUGGAAGAUAGGACAUAUUAUGCCAUCGGAUAAGCAGAGGUUGAAAUUACUGAACCGUCUCAAUAAAAGUUCUACAGCAAAAGUGAAAAUUGCAUACAGGAUGUGGGAUCUGUAUGAAUUACCGUCAAUUCGUGAAACAUCUUCAGACAUUUGGGCUGUUAAAACCACCAAUAGUCUCGAGCGACCAAGGUACAUUAUCAUAGGCUUCCAAAAUUCUGGUAACACAGAUAAUAGAUCCAAGGAUACCACCCAAUUCAUUCAUGCGGGAGUCAACAAUAUUCGACUGUAUUUGAAUUCGGAAGUUUACCCUUAUGAACGGUGGAAUUUGGAUUUUGGAAAAAAGUUAGAUGCUGUAGCCUAUUAUGCAUACGAUAAUUUCCAACGAAGCUAUUAUGGUAAAGACAUGAGCGAACCAAUGAUGAGUAUUGAGGAGUUUAGAAAAAAUCCGUUAUUCAUCAUAGACUGCAGCCAUCAACCGGACACAUUGAAAUCUUCAACUGUCGAUAUCAAGUUGGAGUUUGAGACACGCCAAUCGAAAUUUCCAUCUAAUACCAAGGUUGAAUGUACACUAAUUGAAAUGUCUUCACAUCAAAAAAUCGACACCGUUUUGAAAUUGGAACUUCCACCUUCAGCAAGGAUAAAAAAGAAGAUCACAGACUUUUCCUUGUGUAUUUUGUGUCAAGAAAAGAAGAAUAUCCCAUUAGUGGCUCCUAAAUCGUAUGAUAAAGCAAUAGAGUGUAUUAAAAAGAGAGCGGAAUGGGACGAAAUGGAAUAUGUGAAUAUUCUAUGCCAGCUCAGCAGCAUGAGCAGUUUUUCUUCUGAAAGUCUUCAAAACAAGAAUGCUAAAUGGCAUUCUGACUGCUAUAAAAAAUGUACACACAAGGCAAACAUGGGAAGAAGUGAAAGAUUGUACCAGCAGCGACUACUUGAGCCAUUGCCUUCAACCUCUAACUGUGAAGAAAAAUCACGAAACUUUAUUUUAAGGUCAGAAUUACCAUUAUAUGAAAGGGACAAGUGUAUUUUCUGUGACAAAACGGGUUCCAAAAAGGAUCAGCUACGUAAAAUAGCAACUGAUUCAGCAGGAAUUCGUUUAAAAAAAGCCAUAGAAAUGUCACACAGGGAAGAUUUGAAGAUUCGCCUUAGUGAUUGUUCUGAUCCUUUAGACUGUCACGCACGAGAUAUUUCCUACCACAAGAUGUGCUGGAAUACACAUGUUGUUAAUAUAUUAAGACCAAAGCCAAGUGACCCAUUGACGUCAACUUGUUUUGAGGGAACAAACGUUGAGUUUGUAGCUUCCCUCAGGGAUUUUCUUCUCGAUGGCAAUGUGACGACAAUGGGUGAAAUUGAAAAUUUCUACCAGAGAAUCGCUUCCGACAAUGGCCUUCUGGCAGAACAAAGGUUGUCUAGGAAACAACUCAAGCUUUUCAUAGAGGAAGAACUAGAAUAUCUUGGCAUUGUAUUUAGUAAGCCAAAAAGGGUAAACGAGCCACAACGGAUAUCACUAAAAGUAUCAGCAGAUGUUGCGUUGGCAAUCACCGAAGAAGAAUACAAGGAUGCUGAGCACGAUAUGAAAAUUCUUCAUAAAGCAUCAAACAUUUUACGGAAGGCAGUUCUAAAGUGCGAGAAAUGGACCUUCACUGGUAGUUUUGAUGACGUUAAUGUAGAAGAAGUUGUUCCAGAAGAAUUUGUUUCUGAAACUAUCAGAGGUAGCAUUCCUAAGGGAUACAGGCCAAAAAACCCUGUGCUUAAUCGGGAAACAGCUACUACCGGGAGAAGUGUGACCGAUUUGUGGUCGUAUAAAAAUGAAGAUCUCAUUUGGAUGAUAGCACAUACUUCUUCAUUAUCACCCUAUGUAGAUUCGGACGUGAACGAAUAUCAAGACACAAAUUGUAUUCUUUCAAACCAAGAACAGGAGACACCAACGAAUAACUUGAAGUUUACGAAUGCAGUUCCGGUUUGGUCAGCCUUCAAUUCAAUAACAAGUGAAAAACCAAGGAAAGAAACGAGAAUAUGUGUACUGCCCCUCAUAGAUUCUAGUCCAACCAAAGUAGAAACACAGCUCAGUCUCAUGAAUAAGUUGGAAAAAGUAACGUCUAAUAUUACGCCCGGCAAAAAAACUGUUGUGACUUUGGAUUUAGGAUUGUACAGACCUAUAUUGAAGUUAUCUAUGGCGAAGAAAGAUAUAUCGAAAAACUGGAUUCUUAGGCCAGGAGAGCUACACAUAGUUAUGGCAAUGCUUCGCUGCAUUGGAAAAUUUAUAGACGGCACAGGUUUAGAAACUACGCUAACCGUACUGUAUGAUGAAACUGUUGUUUCUCAAAUUUUGUCUGGGAAGUGUGUACGAAGGGCAAUCAAUGCCCAUACAUCUUUAAGACUAGCACUUUUCAAGUGUGUCUUCGACGAGUUUGUGAAAGAUAACAGUGUUAUAGAAGAAAAUAUUGAGCCACAAUUGAACAAGUUACUAAAGGAUCUACAAGGAGAGGAUAUAGAGGCAAUCAAAACUACUCAUUUUGAAGUGAUGAAGGUGGUUUUCACAGAAAGUAUCCAGAACGACACAACGAGAAUGUCUGAGAAAGGACUUCAGAUGUACAGCAUUUUCAAACAAGAAAGGAUAGAAUCAGAUACAUCUAAUCUAUGGGCACCAAUGACAAAAGCAAAUCUUUAUUUGUGUAGUAAGGCCAACAAAGUUGUAUCGACGAAAGUUUCGGAUAGUGUAAUACAGUUGAAGGCAGAUCGUUCUCUUUUCACUAGAUUGCUAAUUGUUUCAAGAAGUCGACCAGACAUCGAUUUGCAGCAAUGUCUCAGUGAUUAUGAGUUUUCUGCUGUUCCCCGAUCAAUGUUUAAUUAA
This is a messenger RNA of Phaedon cochleariae (mustard beetle), 3168 nucleotides long. NCBI's taxonomy places the organism in Eukaryota, Metazoa, Arthropoda, Insecta, Coleoptera, Chrysomelidae. The record is from the annotation of a GenBank genome assembly.